GUAUGUAAUAACUUCUAAGUUGUAUUUUUGUUUUUUCAUAGCAAAUUUCUUAUCUAUGCCUGUCUGCUGCUGUUCUCUGUUCUGCUAUCUCUCCGUUUGGAUGACAAAAUUCAGUGGAGCUAUUGGGCUGUCUUUGCUCCAAUAUGGCUAUGGAAGCUGAUGGUCAUUGUUGGUGCCUCCGUAGGAACAGGAGUAUGGGCACGAAACCCACAGUAUCGAGCAGAAGGAGAAACUUGUGUGGAAUUCAAAGCUAUGCUAAUUGCAGUAGGCAUCCAUCUGCUACUGCUGAUGUUUGAAGUUCUGGUAUGUGACAGGAUCGAAAGAGGGACUCAUUUCUGGCUUCUGGUCUUCAUGCCAUUGUUCUUUGUAUCUCCAGUGUCAGUUGCAGCUUGUGUGUGGGGCUUCCGACAUGACAGAUCUCUGGAGUUGGAAAUUUUGUGUUCUGUCAAUAUUCUCCAGUUCAUAUUUAUUGCACUCAGACUAGACGAGAUCAUCAGAUGGCCAUGGCUUGUUGUUUGUGUUCCUCUGUGGAUCUUGAUGUCCUUUCUGUGUCUGGUAGUACUCUAUUACAUUGUUUGGUCUGUCCUAUUCCUCCGUUCAAUGGAUGUUAUUGCUGAGCAAAGGAGAACACACAUAACAAUGGCCAUCAGUUGGAUGACAAUCGUUGUUCCAUUACUCACAUUUGAAAUUCUACUAGUGCACAGACUGGAUGGACAUAAUGCAUUCUCAUAUAUACCCAUUUUUGUCCCGCUUUGGCUUUCCUUGAUAACUUUAAUGGCAACAACCUUUGGACAGAAAGGAGGAAAUCAUUGGUGGUUUGGAAUUCGCAAAGAUUUCUGUCAAUUUCUACUUGAAAUUUUCCCAUUCUUGAGAGAAUAUGGAAAUAUUUCUUAUGAUCUUCAUCACGAAGAUAAUGAAGAAAUGGAAGAAACACCUGUUCCAGAACCUCCCAAAAUUGCACCAAUGUUCCGAAAAAAGACUGGAGUGGUCAUUACACAGAGUCCUGGAAAGUACGUUAUUCCACCUCCCAAGCUAAGCAUUGAUGUGCCAGAUUAAAACGAAUUUAGAAGAUGGACAACUGACAACAAAACUGGAACUAGGAAUAAACAACCAAAUGUA
Molecule: messenger RNA, 1119 nt
Organism: Pelodiscus sinensis (Chinese soft-shelled turtle)
Lineage: Eukaryota; Metazoa; Chordata; Testudines; Trionychidae
Source: RefSeq, a predicted model, not a curated record